CAAAAUGUAGAUGAGUUUGAGCCAAAAGCAAAGUUUGCACCAGCUAUUCCCCUUCCACCUCUGGCAGAACAUUUCAAUGGAGAGGAGAAUGAAACUGAGGUAUUGUGUUAUAGAAAUUUCAUUUAAUAAAUUGUUUAGUAGCAGGUUGUCAUCCAUAUUUGAAAACACCAAUUUUAGUUUCAUAAUUAAAUAUUCACAUUUAAAAAAGUUAUUUUUACUUUUGCAAAUUAAACAUUUUUUUAAAACAUCUAAUGAAAUAGGAUAUAUAUAUAUAUAUAUAUAAACAUAUAUAAAUAAAUGCUUUGAAAUACAAAUUUGCUCCACAGAUUAUAGUUGAAACAUGUUGGAUAUAUAGAUAUGAUAAAGAAUCCAAAGUAUGGAAACAAAAAGGACAUGGUGCAUUGAAGAUUCUUGAAAACAAUUCAAAAAUUCAGUUCAGAAUUGUUAUGCGGAGAGACCAGGUG
This is a messenger RNA of Lymnaea stagnalis (great pond snail), 464 nucleotides long. Lineage: Eukaryota; Metazoa; Mollusca; Gastropoda; Lymnaeidae. The record is from the annotation of a GenBank genome assembly.